Vollenhovia emeryi is the source of this 2175-nucleotide messenger RNA. RefSeq lists its product as uncharacterized. Gene Ontology annotation, molecular function: aspartic-type endopeptidase activity. The transcript is spliced from 3 exons. The record is from RefSeq and is a predicted model, not a curated record. The annotation marks the transcript as partial. Lineage: Eukaryota; Metazoa; Arthropoda; Insecta; Hymenoptera; Formicidae. Gene Ontology annotation, biological process: proteolysis.
CUCAACCCCGGUGCCACGGAAGGCGGCGGCAUUGGAUCGACAUGUCUCGGGAUUCAGGGAGGCGCUCAAGGGACUGGAGGCCCUCGACGUUAAGGAUCAGCUCGGGGAUUGCGCAGUGGUAUACCACGCCACGCGACUCCUAGAUCGCGUGACGCGCGAGCAGGCUCUCGAACGGAUCGAGAGUACGACCGCUCACCCCGGUCCCAGUACAGCCUCCUCACCAUCCAGGAAGUCGGCAGCUCAGCAGGUGGCUCAUCAGGCAACUCACCAGGGCGACACGUCGUACCCGUGCGACUGCUGCAACGCUCCCCAUUUCAUCGUGAUGUGCAGCAAAUUCCGGGCGCUACCACCAUCCGAGCGGCACACAGUGGCGAUACAGAAGCGGUUGUGCUUCAAUUGUCUGGGACGCCACAGCGUGCGAGCAUGCAAGUCCCAGCGGGGGUGCAAGAAGUGCUCUCAGCGGCAUCAUACGAUGCUCCACAAUGCAUCUGCAACAACACCGACCGCUCAAAAGCCUAGCAGCUCGUCGGCCUUAGCAGUGAUUAGCUCAUCGAUCACGCAGCACUCAGUACGUCUGCUCAUUGACACAGGAUCCGAGCUCACCUUCGUCUCGGAGAAUCUCAUUCGGCAGCUCAACAUCCCUCGUCAAUACUCAGGUAUUGUCAUCACUGGAAUUGCAGGCAAGGAGUGUACUCGGACACGAGGAGUCGUGUCACUCACGUUACGCUCGACACAUUCCAACGCAGCUGCCACAAUUCAAGCUCAUGUCCUCCGGACAGUUACAUCAAUCUUACCAUCGUUCGAGGCGGAACCGGAAGAAUGGCCGCAUCUCAGGAACUUGGCAUUAGCCGAUCCUGACUUUCUCAUUCCACGGCCAGUUGACAUCCUCAUCGGCGCUUACGGGCAAAUCAUCAAGUCCAAUGUCAUAAGGCAUUCUCCACUCAUGCCGAUAGCACAACUCUCCAUUUUCGGAUGGCUCGUUCUGGGACCAGUCAAGAGGGAAGCAACACGCACAUCAACGCACCAUGCUUCUACUCAAGUCAACGAGGAUGAUCUCAACGAGUUACUGACAAAAUUCUGGGUUCAAGAGGAGGUGCCUACUCACGAUGUCAACCAACUCACUCCUGACGAGCAGAGGUGCGAAGAGCACUUCAAGGCUACACACUCUCGUGACUCAUCAGGAAGGUACGUCGUCAGGAUUCCACUCAAAUCACCAGUAUAUCUUCUGGGUGAUUCGUACCACGUCGCCCAUCAGUGCCUCAAGGGACUACGCAAACGAUUCUCGAGGGAUGUGAACUAUCAACGUCUCUAUCAACAAUUUAUGAUGGAUUACGAGACACUCAACCACAUGACGAAGGCAUCAUCCAUCUCCAGUCGUCGCUCACACUUCUACCUGCCACAUCACGGUGUUCUCAAGCCUGACAGUACAACGACAAAACUGCGAGUCGUAUUCAAUGGCUCCAGCGCAUCAACAUCGGGCUACUCUGCUAACGACCUCAUGUAUACUGGAGCGAAAUUGCAUCUGAAUAUCUCAGAUGUUCUCCUCUGGAUACGAAGACACCGUCACAUUUUCGCUACGGACAUCACCAAGAUGUACAGGCAGAUCAAAAUUCACAAGGAUGACUGGGAGUUGCAACGGAUACUCUGGAUGGACGACCAACUCAAUGAAGUGCCAUAUCAUCUGACAACCGUCACCUACGGGACAAAGGCCGCGCCGUUCUUGGCCGUUAGGACGCUGUUACAACUAGCAGAGGACGAAGGACAUAAAUAUCCACUGGCUGUGCCAUCCAUCACUCAUGGCAGGUAUGUCGAUGACAUAUUUGGUGGUGCAGAUACGAUUCAACAAUUGCAGGAGGUUGCACAUCAACUAAAGGGCCUCUGCAUGGCGGGCGGCUUCCCACUAGCAAAAUGGCAUGCUACUCAUCUCAACAUACUCAAGACUGUCACCGACAGCGAAGACCAAGGCUUACCAAUCACAUUCGACGACUGCGUAACCAAGAUACUCGGACUCAAAUGGCUCCCUCAUGAAGAUACAUUUGCAUUCUCAACGCGAAGCUCACGCAAGGAAGGCAGGCUCACAAAACGCCUCGUUUUAUCUGAAGUGGCUCAGAUAUUCGAUCCACUUGGCUUUGCAUCACCCGUAGUGAUCAAGGCCAAAAUUCUCUUGCAGGAGCU